AUGUUGGAGACGGUGGGCCAUUCGCUUUACUGCCAUAUUGUGACGCAGCGUUUCCUGCUUUACCAACUGUUGCAAUCGUUGGACCAAACUGUUUGCCCGCUCGUACCGGAAGAAGAAAACUACGACUAUGAUCUGGUGGUAAUUGGUGGCGGUUCCGGUGGUUUGGCCUGUGCCAAGCAGGCAGUGCAGCUGGGCGCCAAGGUAGCCGUGCUGGAUUUCGUAAAACCGUCACCGCGCGGUACGAAGUGGGGCCUGGGCGGUACCUGCGUCAAUGUAGGCUGCAUUCCGAAGAAGUUGAUGCACCAGGCGUCACUGCUUGGCGAAGCCAUACACGACUCGCAACCGUACGGCUGGAAGCUGCCGGAACCGGAAUCGAUCCGGCACGAUUGGGCCACGCUGACCGAGUCGGUGCAGAACCACAUAAAGUCAGUAAACUGGGUGACGCGGGUAGAUUUGCGCGAUCAGAAGGUGGAGUACGUGAACGGGCUCGGUUACUUCAAGGACGAUCACACGGUGGUGGCGGUGAUGAAGAACCAAACCGAGCGGGAACUGCGUGCGAAGCACGUAGUGAUUGCGGUUGGUGGACGGCCGCGCUAUCCGGACAUUCCCGGUGCGGCCGAGUACUGCAUCACGAGCGAUGACAUCUUCAGCUUGCCGAAAGCACCCGGACGAACGCUGUUGGUCGGUGCCGGCUAUAUCGGGCUCGAGUGUGCCGGUUUCCUGAAGGGACUCGGUUACGACGUGACCGUAAUGGUACGUUCGAUACUGUUGCGCGGGUUCGACCAGCAGAUGGCCACCCUGGUCGGUGACUCGAUGGUGGAGAAGGGCAUCCAGUUCCAUCACCGCACCCGUCCGCUGUCAGUGGAGAAGCAGGCCGAUGGGCGGCUGCUGGUGCGGUACGAAACGGAGGGUGACGCUGGUGUCAGCACGGCGGAAGACGUGUACGAUACGGUGCUGUUUGCGAUCGGGCGUCAGGCCGAAACCGGCACACUGAAGCUGUCGAAUGCCGGUGUCAUCACGGCAGAGGCAGGCAAAUCGGACAAGCUCGACGUGAACGAGAUCGACCAGACGAAUGUGCCGCACAUUUACGCGGUCGGUGACGUGCUGUAUCGCAAGCCUGAACUCACACCGGUUGCGAUCCAUGCCGGGCGCAUCAUUGCCCGCCGGCUGUUCGGUGGAUCGGAGGAGCGAAUGGACUAUGCGGAUGUUGCCACGACCGUGUUCACGCCACUCGAGUACGGUUGCGUGGGGUUGAGCGAGGAGGCCGCUGAGGCCGCCCACGGCAAGGACGGGAUUGAGGUGUACCAUGCGUACUACAAGCCGACCGAGUUCUUCGUUCCGCAGCGCUCGGUACGCUACUGCUACCUGAAGGCGGUCGCACUGCGCGAAGGCAACCAGCGCGUGCUCGGGCUACAUUUCCUUGGACCAGCCGCUGGUGAGGUAAUUCAAGGAUUUGCCGCUGCCCUCAAGUGUGGCCUGACGAUGCAGAUACUGCGCAACACGGUCGGCAUCCAUCCGACCGUCGCAGAGGAGUUUACCCGCCUGGCCAUCACGAAGAGCUCCGGGCUGGAUCCGACACCGGCCACCUGCUGCAGCUAA
This is a messenger RNA of Anopheles marshallii, 1599 nucleotides long. RefSeq names its product thioredoxin reductase 1, mitochondrial (gene Trxr1). Gene Ontology annotation, cellular component: mitochondrion; cytosol. Bases 1 to 1599 code for a protein of 532 amino acids. Gene Ontology annotation, biological process: cellular response to oxidative stress; cell redox homeostasis; glutathione metabolic process. NCBI's taxonomy places the organism in Eukaryota, Metazoa, Arthropoda, Insecta, Diptera, Culicidae. The record is from RefSeq and is a predicted model, not a curated record. Gene Ontology annotation, molecular function: thioredoxin-disulfide reductase (NADPH) activity; flavin adenine dinucleotide binding; glutathione-disulfide reductase (NADPH) activity. The transcript has 2 exons.